This is a messenger RNA of Sclerotinia sclerotiorum 1980 UF-70, 387 nucleotides long. RefSeq lists its product as hypothetical. The coding region runs from base 1 to 387 and encodes 128 amino acids. The record is from RefSeq and is a predicted model, not a curated record. Gene Ontology annotation, molecular function: zinc ion binding; nucleic acid binding. NCBI's taxonomy places the organism in Eukaryota, Fungi, Ascomycota, Leotiomycetes, Helotiales, Sclerotiniaceae. The transcript has a single exon.
AUGGCUCGUCAUCAAUCAAGCUCCCCCACACCUAUAUUCGAAAUUAUAUUAGCUUUAGCUAAAGGUACAAAGAGAUUGGUAUAUGAAAACACACUUUUAAAUGCAGAAAACCAUACACUUCAGAAGGCAAAUGAGGUAUUAAGCAAACGUCGACACGCGAAAAAGACUCAAUCACAUCAAGGAGGAGUACUUACUGAACAAGAAACUACAGAUAUAUUAUCUCAACAAGAGAUUGAUAUUCAGAUUCAAUACGACGAGCGUCAAAAUGGGGGAAAUUCUAAUAGGGAAUCAUCUACUAGUCGAUGCUGUAGUAAGUGUGGAAAGACUGGUCAUAAUUCAAGAACUUGUCAAAAUAGUAUAAUAGAUCCUAGAUUAUUAGAUUCUUAA